Messenger RNA from Drosophila subobscura, 2064 nucleotides. It is a transcript of the gene snk, whose product is annotated as serine protease snake. The transcript has 4 exons. NCBI's taxonomy places the organism in Eukaryota, Metazoa, Arthropoda, Insecta, Diptera, Drosophilidae. Gene Ontology annotation, molecular function: serine-type endopeptidase activity. The record is from RefSeq and is a predicted model, not a curated record. The coding region runs from base 583 to 1875 and encodes 430 amino acids. Gene Ontology annotation, biological process: proteolysis.
UCCCACCUGUUUUGCUCGGACUGUGUUUGUGUACCUCCGUUCUCCCAGUACUGCCCUUUGACACUCGCUCCGUACAAAACCAAACCAAUCAGCGCAAAGAGCCAUUGUAGACUGUGAGACCUGGACCGCAGCAUCUCCAUCGCAUGUCUCAACCGCUUGACCGAACGAAUUCAACUGUUGCGCGAGGCAGACUCUAAGCGCCGGGGGUCUUCCACGAAGAAAGAGACACACAGUUUAAGCAAAACGUUUUAUUGAUAUUCCGUCGAAUUUAUAAUUAAGUGCCCGCAUUAAUUAAUUAAAAUACAUUAAACAAAAAUACACACAGACACAAGGGUUUGUUUUGGCACAGCGACAGUGGUGGCCAAAAUAUCACCACACAAGGGUUUGUUUUGGCUCAGCGACAGUGAUGGCCAAAAUAUUACGCCCAAGGGUCUGUUUUGGCACAGUGACAGUGGUGUCCAAAAUAACACGCCCUUCACAAAAACCCAAAACAAAUCUUUGCUUUACAUUUCGCUUCUUAUACGGGCAGCCUAUAGUGAUUCUGUGCUGCGAAAUGUGGAAGUCAAGUAGAAUGCCAGUAGAAUGAUGGUGCUCUGGCCUCCAAUCAUCCAUCUCCAGCUGACAUGCCUGCUGCUCCUCUCACAGUCGCGGUCCCUGAAUGCGUUAGAUGCCUUUGGUAUGAUGAACUACCAGACCACCAAGUACACACGACUCGACGAGCCCUGGAAGCAGCAGGAGGAAGUGCCGGCAGCUGUGGCAAACGAGGAUGCAGGGGAGGAGGAAAGCUACUUAAAGUUCGACGACGACGCUGAGGUGCUGCCGCCCGCCAACGAAGUGCUGCACGAGGGCGCCUUCUGUCGGCGCAGCUUUGACGGGCGCAGUGGCUACUGCAUUCUGGCCUACCAGUGUCUUCAUGUGAUCCGGGAGUAUCGUGUGCACGGCACCCGCAUUGACAUCUGCACCCAUCGGAGCAACGUGCCGGUUAUCUGCUGCCCCCUGGCCGACAAGCAUGUCCUGGCGCAGCGCAUCAGUGCAACAAAAUGCCAGGAGUACAACCCCGCCACGAGGCGCCUGCAGCUGGCUGAUGCUGGCCGAACCUUCUCCGGCAAACAGUGCGUGUCCAGCGUGCCACUGAUAGUGGGUGGCACACCCACGCGACACGGCCUCUUUCCACACAUGGCCGCCUUGGGUUGGACGCAGGGCAGCGGCGACAUCAAAUGGGGCUGCGGCGGCACCCUGGUCAGCGAGCUGUACGUCCUGACGGCCGCCCACUGUGCCACCUCGGGUAGCAAACCACCGGACAUGGUGCGCCUUGGAGCUCAGCAGCUGAACGUGACGAGUGCGGCGCAGCAGGACAUCAAGAUCCUGAUUAUCAUUUUGCACCCAAAGUAUCGUUCCUCCUCCUACUACCACGACAUUGCGCUGCUAAAGCUCACCAAGCGGGCGCAGCUGUCGGAGCUGGUGCGUCCCGCGUGUCUGUGGCAAGUGCCGGAGCUGCAGAUCAAGAGCGUCGUGGCCGCUGGCUGGGGACGCACCGAGUUCCUCGGCGCCAAGUCGAAUGUGCUGCGGCAGGUGAACCUCGAUCUCAUUCCACAGCUGCGCUGCAAGCAGAUGUACCGCAAGGAGCGGCGGCUGCCACGCGGCAUUAUCGAUGCGCAGUUCUGUGCCGGCUAUCUGCCCGGUGGCAGGGACACGUGCCAGGGUGACUCUGGCGGCCCGCUGCACGCUGUUCUGCCGGAAUACAAUUGCGUGGCCUUCGUCGUGGGCAUCACGUCCUUUGGCAAGUUCUGUGCGGCACCCAAUGCGCCGGGGGUUUACACUAGGAUCUAUAGCUACCUCGAUUGGAUAGAGAAGAUUGCGUUUAAGCAGCGAUAGGAGCUUAUAUUAUACAAAUUUAAACAGAUAUAAAUAACAGAUUACAUAGAGUAACGAAUUAUAUUCGAGAUUUCAACAAUUUGCGUCUGAAAAUCUUAAAUUUGUGCGCCAUAAAAUGUCGAACUAAUUGUUUAUUUAAUUACAUAAAUCUACCUGAGAUCCCAACUACAUAAUUUAAGAUAUUUAAUG